Molecule: messenger RNA, 1165 nt
Organism: Baudoinia panamericana UAMH 10762
Lineage: Eukaryota; Fungi; Ascomycota; Dothideomycetes; Mycosphaerellales; Teratosphaeriaceae
Exons: 1
Coding region: 195-956 (253 amino acids)
Source: RefSeq, a predicted model, not a curated record
AACUAUCUAUCCCAAGUAAGGGCGCCAAACGCCUGCGGUAGCACAUGGCGGUUACAGCCGCCCAUCGACACUCUAUGGGCUUAAGAGAGCGCUGCAUACUACAGCCUACCAACCACUGAUCCAAAAGCCUGUCUCCUACCGCCUGCAGCCGUUGUGGCCGCCACAGCCAUCUACUGACACCUUACGCGCUUGGGAUGGCACCACCUAGGUUCAGGGGAGAGCCGGUACCGCGCCCGCAUCUGCUCAUCAGUCAACACCAACCGCGGUGUAACCGACUUCCCAAUCCCAUUCACCCCAUUCAAGCUCCGCUGGCCCCGCAGGUCCGUUCUCGGCAGCCGGACCUCAGUAGUGGGAACAGUAUUCCACUCCAUUCCCAUCUCCUCCUUCACCUCCCGCUGCUCCCGCUUGCGCUUCCUCGCCUCCCGCGCCUCGCGCCUUUGGAGCUUACAGAGUUUCCAUACCGACUCCCCUGCUCCGAUGAAAGCGCCGCGGAGUGCCGUGGCCCUUGCGGCACCGUCUGGAAGGUGCGGGUCUUCGAGAUAGUCGGCGCAUUUGUCAACAUCUGGGAUGGCGGCUUGCCAGCGGUCGCAGAGCUCGCGAACGGUGUCUCGCGUUGGUAUCUCUGCGAGAGGUGGUGUCGGGGUGUUGGAGGGUUCUCGCUUGGUUUUGGAGGCCGGAACCGGGGGUUCAUCUUCGGGCUCGAUCUUAAUGGUGGUACACGUGUUGCUAUUCCCGACGCGAUGGACCAACAUUGUGCUGCUUUGGUGGUGCCGGGUCGUUUUGAUGUAGGGCUGUGGUUCUGGGAAUGGGGUAGUAGCAGGUCGGGACGAGAGUCUGUGGUGAGGUUGGCUUUGGUAUCGUUUGUUUGCAGUAUGUAUUGCUUGGUGGGUUGCAGUUGCGAUGAGAUGAAGAGUAGCCUCUUAAGUAGUAUUUUUGCCAGGAAACACAGAUGGUAAGCCAUAGCUGGAUCGAGUAUGUGAUUACAGUAAAGCCAAAUUCGAUUUCCGAAGCUCACCUUCGCCUCCUAUGUCUGUCGUCGAGUGUUUCUAGGCUUACCGCGGUAUUGCCAUAUGUAGACAUUCACUGACAAGCAAAGAAGAGACAUCUGAGACGGGUGAAUCGCAUCGUUGAAACCACUAAAACAUCUAUUCAGCAUCAGUACGCC